UGUUGUGUUGUGUUGAGUUUCUUCUAACCUAUAAACUUAUCUUUGGAUUUCCGUGUGUUUACAUGAGGAUUAUUAAUAAAAACAAAUUAAUUUUAAGCUUUUAAAAAAUAGUAAAUACUCAUUAGCAUAAAAAUAAAGUGUGUUAAUUAUUUUUAUAUAUAAUUAGUAAAAUGGAACAAUUACAUACAGCAUUGACUGCAAUAAAAGUGUUAAGAUCAAGUGUCGGUCAGGUAUUUGAUUGUCUUGGUAAUGGAUUGAGAUCUGAUCAUGGAGAAGAAAAUAAAGAAACUAAAUAUUUACAAGAGCUUCAAGAAUUAUUAACUGCUGUAAAUGUUAAUUUACGAGACGUUGAGCAAGCAGUAGGUACAUUAAAUCCCCCACCAGGUCCAUUUAAUUUAGCAAGUACAACUUACUUGAGUCAAGAGACAACUCAGGAAAGACAAGCAUUGUAUGGAACUCUAGUUAAUAGUUACAAAUGGACGGACAGAGUUCACGAGUACAGUCACAUAGCACAAUCACUUUUGAGUACUAAUUCACUCAAAAGGUCUUACAUAAGUACCAGUAGAUCUAAGAGAGGACGUAUGCAAAUUAGUUCUCACAAUGUACCACCUCAACAAGUUGAUGCGCUCAUAGCAACACUAGAUCGUGUGCACAGUGAGAUGACUGUCACGGUAUCACGACCUUAUGCGUCUAAUGCUAUAUUACAUGUUACUCUGGGUCACGUUUUGAAAGGUGCAAUAGCAUUCAAAGGACUGAUGGUUGAAUGGGUUAUUGUUAAAGGAUACGGUGAGCCUAUGGAUCUUUGGACAGAGUCGAGAUACAAAGUAUUCCGUAAACUCACUGAAAAUGCACAUGCUGCUAUGCUGCAUUUCCAUUCGCCAGCUUUACCUGAGCUUUCUGUUAGAUCUUUUAUGACGUGGUUUGGAAGUUUUCAUAAAUUAUUCAGCGACCCUUGUAAAAGAUGUGGGUUACAUUUGCACAGUGCGUUACCACCAACGUGGCGAGAUGUCAGGACACUUGAGCCUUAUCAUCAGGAAUGUAAACCUUGAGUUUUCUUAUAUUAUUGAAUAAGUAAUAAUAAUUAAUGUAUAAAUUUAAAGGAUGUGUUUGCAAAUAAGAAAUAAAAUUAUCAACUUGAUUUUUCCACAAAUGA
Molecule: messenger RNA, 1153 nt
Organism: Microplitis mediator
Lineage: Eukaryota; Metazoa; Arthropoda; Insecta; Hymenoptera; Braconidae
Gene: MED27
Product: mediator of RNA polymerase II transcription subunit 27
Exons: 4
Coding region: 171-1049 (292 amino acids)
Biological process (GO): regulation of transcription by RNA polymerase II
Cellular component (GO): mediator complex
Molecular function (GO): transcription coactivator activity
Source: RefSeq, a predicted model, not a curated record